AUCCUCAUUGUGUUCAUAAACAAACAACUCUUCCCUUUCUCUCUAUUCCAACUCUUGUGUUUCAAACCUAGAAAGGAAUUAAUAGGUCACUAUUUUUCCUAGCUUAUUUUUAAGCCAUUUGUAGUUUGAGAAUUAUAUAAUUAUAUUUCUCUUAAUUUGGUGUCUUAUAUAGUUUGUGAAUCUUGAAUCUUGAAAAUCUAGACAUAAUGAUGUCCUCACCUUCAGAAUUAAGCCUUGAAUGCAAACCCCAUCAAAGCUAUUCUAUGCUUCUAAAAUCUUUUGGUGAAAAAAUUGAUCAAACCCAAAAUUUAGAAGAAUUUGUUGCUCGACUUGAAGAAGAAAGAGUCAAGAUUGAUGCUUUCAAACGUGAACUUCCCCUUUGCAUGCAACUUUUAACCAAUGCUAUGGAAGCUUCAAGACAACAACUUCAAUCCUAUAAGGAAAAUCAAGGGAGAAAACCAGUUUUUGAAGAAUUCAUUCCACUUAAGAAUAAUAAUGCAAGUGGUGAAGGAGAUGAAAAAAUAACAAACACAACUGAUCAUAAUAAGGCAAAUUGGAUGACUUCUGCACAAUUAUGGAGUCCAGGAAGUGAAGAAAUUAAAGAAAAAUCCACACAAACAUCUUCUAAAGAAAUUACUGAUAUUGGUAUUUCAAAACUAGCCUUUGACAACAAUUUUCCUAGCCCAACACUAGCUCUUGCUUCAACUAAACAAAGUAUUGAAAUAGUGGAAGAUAACAAGAAUUUGGAAAUAGUGAAUAAUUAUUCUGGAAAAGAUAAUUCAAUAUUGGAGCAAGGAAAAGGAGGUUCUACUAUUAAUCAGCAGCCAGAUUCUCAAAGUACAGGAGCUGUAACCAACAGUACAAGUACUCAACAACAUAGAAAGGCAAGAAGAUGUUGGUCACCUGAUUUACACAGGCGUUUUGUUAAUGCUCUUCAAAUGUUAGGUGGUUCUCAAGUGGCCACUCCAAAACAAAUCAGAGAACUGAUGAAGGUUGAUGGUUUGACCAAUGAUGAAGUUAAAAGCCAUCUGCAGAAGUACAGACUUCACACGAGAAGGCCAAGUCCAAGCCCACAAGUAGCAACAUCAGCACCUCACCUGGUGGUGUUAGGUGGCAUAUGGGUCCCACCAGAGUACGCAGCCGCCGCUGCACACGGCGGUGCACCACCUGCAGCCACCCUAUAUGGAGCACAUCCAACUAGCCAUGCACCUUCACCACACUACAUUGCAGCCCCGCAUGGAACAAUGGCUCAAGAAUUUUACACUACUACUGCACCACAACCUUUACAAUCGCUCCACCACCUCCAGCACCACCACCAGCAUCAGCAGUUGUACCAUCACGGCGGCCAAAUGUACAAGCCACCCUCAAACUCACAUACUCAAAGCUCGCCAGAACCCGAAUCCCGAGGAACCGGUCACGGUGGUGACAGGUCGGAGAGUAUUGAAGAUGGAAAGUCAGAGAGCAGUAGCUAAGAAGAAUUUCUACGUAACAAUUUUCUGUGAUUAAAUUUAGUUUAGUGUUAACUAAUUAAGAGUUAGCUUAGAUUAAUUAUUAGAAGGUUCUUGUUGUUGAAAGAACUGGGAAAAAUAAGGUGCAUCUUCCUGUUUUAUGUUACACGAACGCAAGGGUAAAAAGGGCAUAAUGAAAAAAGGUAGUGUUUGUUUUUCUUUGAGAUUCCAUUGUAUGCUUUUGAUAAUAUCCUAAUUGGAUAAAGUUUGAAAAUCAGAUUUAUUUGGUUUCUUGGCG
Molecule: messenger RNA, 1746 nt
Organism: Nicotiana attenuata
Lineage: Eukaryota; Viridiplantae; Streptophyta; Magnoliopsida; Solanales; Solanaceae
Product: myb family transcription factor EFM
Exons: 4
Coding region: 207-1472 (421 amino acids)
Biological process (GO): regulation of DNA-templated transcription
Molecular function (GO): DNA-binding transcription factor activity; DNA binding
Source: RefSeq, a predicted model, not a curated record